AAAUAAUAACAACUGUGAAAGAGAAAAUUUGAAACUAGGCCAUUCGAAAAAAAAAGACAACUAUUACUGUUUCUGUACGUAAAUGCCCGAGUACACAGUAACAUCAGAGAUUUACGAAGAAUAUGAUUACACAAGUAAUAUAGCUCCCAGCGCAAAUGGAAAUGUCAUAUCGGAAUUUCCAUUUUUGCUACCCGAAACCGGACAAACUGCUAAGUUUGAUGAAGACGGUGACCUAGAUGUUGUAAGACCUAAAAGAAAAGUUAUAAGAAUUGAACACAGCCCCAAAACGGCAAUAUCUUUAGUGGGCCGACAAGUGUGGAGAGGAGCAUUUCUACUAGGAGACUGGUUAAUACACCUUGGCUUAAAAGGCGAGCUCUCCAAUAAGAAUGUUCUAGAAUUAGGAGCAGGUACAGGAGUGACUAGUAUCGUCGCUGCCCUGUUCGCUGAGAAAGUAGUGUGUACAGACAUCAACGUAGGAGGUAUCCUGGAUCUAAUAAACCUGAAUGCGAAGUACAAUAAGGAUUUAAUAAAAUCACAUUUCUCUGUAAUGCCGCUGGACUUCACCGAUACCGCGUGGAGUUCAAAACUUAAUAAUGUGAUCAAAGAAGUCGACUUUAUUAUUGCGGCUGAUGUGAUAUACGACGAUGAUGUGACAGCAGCCUUCAUAUCCACUAUACAAAAGAUACUUAACUUGAAACCUCCAAAAACUGUGUACGUUGUGUUGGAGAAGCGUUAUGUGUUUACAAUAGAACAUCUGGAUUGCGUCGCGCCGUGUUACGAGACAUUCCUCACUUUGUUGAACAAAGUGAAAUCAGAAAACGUUCAUUCCACUUGGACAGUCGAACAACUACCUCUAGAUUUUCCAAAAUAUUUCACUUACGACAGAGUGAAAGAUCUAGUGUUAUGGAAGAUAUCAUCCAAAUAGAACUGUGAUAUAAAUAUAUUUAUAGAUUUUAUUAUGUACCUAAUGAAGACAAUAAAAGACAAUUUUAGCACC
Bombyx mandarina (wild silkworm) is the source of this 997-nucleotide messenger RNA. Its product is annotated as methyltransferase-like protein 22. Gene Ontology annotation, biological process: protein methylation. Gene Ontology annotation, molecular function: protein methyltransferase activity. Gene Ontology annotation, cellular component: nucleus. NCBI's taxonomy places the organism in Eukaryota, Metazoa, Arthropoda, Insecta, Lepidoptera, Bombycidae. The record is from RefSeq and is a predicted model, not a curated record.